AUUGAUUUAUCGAAAUCGAAAUAAAUAAGAGCUUCAAUUGCUCUGAACAUUUGUGCUGCUGCAGAAAACCUUAAAUUUAAUCGCCCGUCAAUAAAAACCAUAAAAAAAAAAUACAUAAUGUUUAAGUUGGACAACUGUCAUCUGCGAAACCAUUAUGUCAAGAAUGGGUUGUGGUUCACCGAAGACCAUAUUCCAGUACGAAAGCUAUUUCUCACCAACAUUCCGGAAGAUCUGAAGGAGGACACGUUAGUUGAACAUUUCAAAAGAUUCGGGAGUGUCAUCAGUGUUCAGCUCUUCAACAAUGCUGGAUUCGUUUUAUUUGCAUAUGCAACCGAUGCGACCAAAGCUUUGGAAAUCAAAAAUCAUCAUGUGAAUGGCCAUAAAAUCGAUGUCAUUGUGGCCGAUAGUUAUCAUCAACCGGAUUUGUUUGAGGCGUCACAGCCCCCAACUGCCGGCGAUCAGUCAGGGGAGGCGUACAUUUUAAAGAUUCCUGAUGAUUGCCUAUCAAUGAUUCUAAAAUAUCUUCGAUUGGCGGAUCAAGUCCACUUCCAAAGUGUUUGCAAGCGCUUUCAGUCUGUAUAUCAGUUAACUGCACGAUCCAUACAUAAGUCGGUCGAUUCGCUAAAAUUUAUGGAUCUGACACCUUGGGAAUGUCGUGAGUUUAUUCGAGGUUCCGGACCACACAUAACGGAUUUAAAUUUAACUCACUCAAACUUUACAGAGUGUUUGUUGAAAUAUUUUGGAAGGAAUUGCAUCAACUUGAAGUCUUUGCAACUUUCGCAUUUCCAAUUAACUGCAGAGAUGUUUGAAACAUUUUCCAGUACCGAUAAGUUGGAGAAUCUAAAGCUAAGUAAUUGUAACCUGGCUGAUAAAACGCUGUUAACUUUGAAGAACUUUAAGCUUCUAAAAAAACUUAACCUAUCCUGGAAUUAUUCUCUCAGUGGUCUUCAUCUAGAAAAGCUUCCUGCCUCGAUUGAAAGCCUGAACCUGAUGGGUUGUCAUAGUAUUCAGUCAGGGCAUUUAAUUCAGAUGUGCAAGUCUUUAACCAAUCUAAGGGAACUCGACAUUACCUUUAUCGAUUCCAAUCUUGCAGAGGUUUUUAAUAAUAUGGUUAAAAAAGGCUACUGCCCUUUACUAGAAACAUUGGGAGUUUCCAUUGAUGGGCAAUAUGAAGACAUAGCCCAACUACCCAAACUAAAGAGUAUUUACAUUCACCGCAUACCAGAACAAUUUAACCUUGACAAACUCUUUGAUCAACUGGUACUUUUUAAAUCCGAGCAAUUGGAAGAUUUAAAAAUUAGUGUAUACUUAACUAAGCAAACACUCAUGCCAAUCGCAAAGUUAAGUGGAUUGAAGACUCUAGCGAUUUGGUGUGCGCUUAACAUUGAUGAAGAAGUCUUCAACGCGUUUACCAACUUAAGAAAACUGGAGCACAUCACCCUCGCAUUCUGCGAUGAAGUUAACGAUUCUAACGUUUUGCGUCUGGUACUUGGAUGUCCGAAGUUGCAGGAGGUGAACCUUGUGGGUUGUUCACAAAUAACUCAAAAGUUAUUAGAUAAUAUCAUUUUAAAGAUUCCAAUUCACUACAAAAAAAAUGAGCGCAAGUUGCCCAUAACAAUUUAUCUAAGGUCAUCUAAGGUCUUCCGUACUCCUACAGCGCAGGAUAUAGUCAAGAUAAUAUGGGAUUAAUCUAAUAAAUUCAUAUAAAUUUAAAUUAAUAACUAAUUGAAAUAAAAUUUGAAAAUGUACUUUUUUGAUAACCCUUAUUAAAGGCUUAUCAAAUGUCUAAUCGCUAAAUUUAUAACUGCUCAAAGUACAUUAUUGU
This is a messenger RNA of Drosophila willistoni, 1825 nucleotides long. RefSeq lists its product as uncharacterized. Gene Ontology annotation, cellular component: SCF ubiquitin ligase complex. Bases 118 to 1689 code for a protein of 523 amino acids. NCBI's taxonomy places the organism in Eukaryota, Metazoa, Arthropoda, Insecta, Diptera, Drosophilidae. Gene Ontology annotation, biological process: SCF-dependent proteasomal ubiquitin-dependent protein catabolic process. Gene Ontology annotation, molecular function: RNA binding; protein binding. The record is from RefSeq and is a predicted model, not a curated record. The transcript is spliced from 2 exons.